CCGUGGCCCCACGAUGACCCACAGCCCCGCGUCAAGCGAGGACGAGGAACACCACAGUGCCAGCGAGUGUCCCGAGGGGGGCUCAGAGUCCGACAGCUCCCCAGACGGGCCCAGCAGAGGCCCCCGGGGGACCCGGGGCCAGGGCAGCGGAGCACCUGGUAGUCUGGCCUCCACCCGAGGCCUCCAGGGCCGCUCCAUGUCUGUCCCGGACGACGCCCACUUCAGCAUGAUGGUCUUCAGGAUUGGCAUCCCGGACCUGCACCAGACAAAAUGUCUGCGCUUCAACCCUGAUGCCACCAUCUGGACAGCCAAGCAGCAGGUGCUCUGCGCCCUGAGCGAGAGCCUGCAGGAUGUGCUCAACUACGGUCUGUUCCAGCCGGCCACCUCAGGCCGCGAUGCCAACUUUCUGGAGGAGGAACGGCUACUUCGGGAGUACCCCCAGUCUUUUGAGAAGGGGGUGCCCUACCUGGAGUUCCGAUACAAGACCCGGGUUUACAAACAGACCAACCUGGAUGAGAAGCAGCUGGCCAAAUUGCACACGAAGACGGGGUUGAAGAAGUUCCUGGAGUACGUGCAGCUCGGGACGUCCGACAAGGUGGCGCGGCUGCUGGACAAGGGGCUGGACCCCAAUUAUCAUGACUCGGAUUCAGGAGAGACCCCCCUGACUCUGGCUGCCCAGACGGAAGGCUCCGUAGAGGUGAUUCGAACCCUGUGCCUGGGAGGGGCCCACAUCGACUUCCGGGCCCGGGAUGGCAUGACAGCGCUGCACAAAGCUGCGUGUGCCCGUCACUGCCUCGCUCUCACGGCACUCCUGGACCUUGGGGGCUCCCCCAACUACAAGGACCGCCGAGGCCUGACCCCUCUGUUCCAUACGGCGAUGGUGGGGGGCGACCCCCGCUGCUGUGAGCUCCUCCUGUACAACAGGGCCCAGCUGGGCAUAGCUGAUGAGAAUGGCUGGCAGGAGAUUCACCAGGCCUGCCAGCGGGGUCACUCUCAGCACCUGGAACACCUGCUCUUCUACGGGGCUGAGCCCGGAGCCCAGAACGCCUCGGGGAACACAGCCUUGCACAUCUGCGCCCUCUACAAUAAGGAGACCUGCGCUCGGAUCCUCCUCUAUCGAGGAGCCAACAAGGAUGUGAAGAAUAACAAUGGACAGACCCCCUUCCAGGUGGCGGUGAUCGCUGGGAAUUUUGAAUUGGGGGAACUGAUCCGAAACCACCGAGAACAGGAUGUGGUGCCCUUCCAGGAGUCCCCCAAGUACGCAGCCCGGCGACGGGGACCCCCAGGCGCAGGGCUGACGGUGCCCCCGGCACUGCUUCGGGCCAACAGUGAUACCAGCAUGGCCCUGCCCGACUGGAUGGUGUUUGCCGCCCCGGGGACCUCAUCCUCUGGGGCUCCCGGCCCUACCUCAGGGCCCCAGGGCCAGUCGCAGCCCUCGGCCCCCAGCACCAAGCUCAGCAGUGGGACCCUCCGAAGUGCCAGCAGCCCCCGGGGCGCCCGGGCCCGCUCCCCAUCCCGCGGGAGGCACCCUGAAGAGGCCAAGAGGCAGCCCCGUGGACGGCCCAGCUCCAGCGGGACGCCCAGGGAAGGGCCGGCAGGGGGCACAGGGGGCUCGGGGGGCCCUGGGGGCUCCCUGGGCAGCCGCGGGAGGCGCAGGAAGCUCUACUCAGCAGUACCCGGACGCUCCUUCAUGGCCGUGAAGUCCUACCAGGCCCAAGCCGAGGGGGAGAUCUCCCUGAGCAAGGGGGAGAAGAUCAAAGUGCUUAGCAUCGGGGAAGGAGGCUUCUGGGAAGGCCAGGUCAAAGGUCGCGUUGGCUGGUUCCCCUCUGACUGCCUAGAAGAGGUGGCAAACCGCUCCCAGGAGGGAAAGCAAGAAGGCCGCAGUGACAAGGCAAAGAGACUCUUCCGGCAUUAUACCGUGGGCUCCUACGACAGCUUUGAUGCCCCAAGCUUGAUGGAUGGGAUUGGCCCAGGGAGCGAUUACAUCAUUAAGGAGAAGACAGUCUUGCUGCAGAAGAAGGACAGUGAGGGGUUUGGGUUCGUGCUCCGGGGGGCCAAGGCGCAGACCCCCAUCGAGGAGUUCACCCCCACUCCGGCCUUCCCGGCACUGCAGUAUCUGGAGUCUGUGGACGAGGGUGGCGUGGCAUGGCGAGCUGGACUUCGGAUGGGAGACUUCCUCAUCGAGGUGAACGGGCAGAAUGUGGUGAAGGUUGGCCACCGGCAGGUGGUGAACAUGAUCCGCCAAGGGGGCAACACGCUGAUGGUCAAGGUGGUGAUGGUCACCAGGCACCCGGACAUGGAUGAGGCUGUCCAUAAGAAAGCACCCCAGCAGGCUAAGCGGCUCCCGCCCCCAGCCAUCUCUCUGCGUUCCAAGUCUAUGACCUCAGAGCUGGAGGAGAUGGAGUACGAGCAGCAGCCUGCGCCGGUGCCCAGCAUGGAGAAAAAGCGGACCGUGUAUCAGAUGGCUCUCAACAAACUGGAUGAAAUUCUGGCGGCAGCUCAGCAGACCAUCAGUGCAAGCGAGAGUCCUGGACCUGGUGGCCUUGCGUCGCUGGGCAAACACCGGCCCAAAGGCUUCUUUGCCACCGAGUCAAGCUUCGAUCCGCACCACCGCUCGCAGCCAAGUUAUGAACGUCCUUCUUACCUGCCUCCAGGACCUGGGCUUAUGCUCCGGCAAAAAUCUAUUGGGGCUGCAGAAGAUGAUAGACCCUACCUAGCACCCCCAGCCAUGAAGUUCAGCCGCAGCCUGUCUGUGCCUGGCUCGGAGGACAUCCCCCCGCCGCCCACCACGUCCCCACCGGAGCCCCCCUACAGCACACCUCCAGCCCCCUCCUCCUCUGGCCGCCUCACCCCAUCCCCCAGAGGAGGGCCCUUCAACCCCAGUUCGGGUGGCCCCCUCCCCUCCUCUUCCCCAGCAUCCUUUGAUGGACCCUCCCCUCCCGACACGCGUGUAGGGGGCCGUGAGAAGAGCCUGUACCACAGCGGGGCCCUGCCCCCCGCCCACCACCACCCGCCGCACCACCACCACCAUCACGCCCCGCCCCCCCCGCCUCAUCACCACCACGCCCACCCCCCUCAUCCCCCGGAGAUGGAGACCGGCGGCUCCCCCGACGACCCCCCACCCCGACUGGCUCUGGGGCCCCAGCCCAGCCUGCGCGGCUGGCGGGGCGGCGGGCCCAGCCCCACCCCGGGCGCCCCGUCCCCGUCGCACCACGGCAGCGGGGGCGGGGGCAUCAGCUCCUCCCAGGCCCCGGCCCUGCGCUACUUCCAGCUGCCCCCCCGGGCGGCCAGCGCGGCCAUGUACGUGCCAGCCCGCUCGGGCCGCGGGCGCAAGGGGCCCCUGGUCAAGCAGACCAAAGUCGAAGGCGAGCCUCAGAAGGGCGGCGGCCUCCCUCCCGCCCCCUCGCCCACGUCUCCGGCGUCCCCGCAGCCGCCGCCGGCCGCCCCGUCGGAGAAGAACUCCAUCCCCAUCCCCACCAUCAUCAUCAAGGCUCCGUCCACCAGUAGCAGCGGCCGCAGCAGCCAGGGCAGCAGCACCGAGGCGGAGCCCCCCACCCAGCCCGAGGCUGCGGGCGGCGGCGGCGGCGGCGGAGGCUCCUCGGCGCCGAGCCCCGCCCCGGCCAUGUCGCCGGUGCCGCCGUCGCCCUCGCCCGUGCCCACCCCCACCUCGCCCAGCGGCCCGGCCACCCUGGAUUUCACCAGCCAGUUCGGAGCGGCCCUGGUGGGGGCGGCCCGGAGGGAAGGGGGCUGGCAGAACGAAGCCCGCCGGCGGUCCACGCUCUUCCUCUCCACCGACGCGGGGGACGAGGACGGCGGCGACAGCGGGCUGGGCCCAGGGGCGCCCCCGGGUCCCCGGCUGCGCCACUCGAAAUCCAUCGACGAAGGCAUGUUCUCCGCCGAGCCCUACCUGCGGCUGGAGUCUGCGGGCGCGGGGAGCAGCGGCGGCGGCUACGGGGCUUACGCGGCGGGCAGCCGCGCCUACGCGGGCAGCGGGAGCAGCAGCGCCUUCACCAGCUUCCUGCCGCCCCGACCCCUGGUCCACCCGCUGACCGGCAAGGCCCUGGACCCCGCCUCCCCGCUCGGGCUGGCCCUGGCCGCCCGAGAGCGGGCGCUGAAGGAGUCCUCGGAGGGUGGUGGGCCCCCCCAGCCCCCUCCAAGGCCCCCAUCGCCCCGCUAUGAGGCCCCGCCGCCCACCCCACACCACCACUCGCCCCACGCCCACCAUGAGCCAGUGCUGCGUCUCUGGGGGGCCUCACCACCGGACCCCGCCCGCCGGGAGCUGGGGUACCGGGCAGGGCUGGGCAGCCAGGAGAAGUCCCUUCCGGCCAGCCCUCCAGCCGCGCGACGCUCCUUGCUGCACCGCUUGCCCCCCACGGCUCCUGGGGUCGGGCCCCUCCUCCUGCAGCUGGGGCCAGAGCCCCCGCCCCCGCACCCCGGGGUGAGCAAGGCGUGGAGGUCCGGGGCCCCCGAGGAGCCCGAACGGCUGCCCCUACACGUGCGGUUCCUUGAGAACUGCCAGCCCAGAGCCAGUGGGGCGGGGGGAAGGGGACCCCCCUCGGAAGACGGGCCGGGAGUUCCGCCGCCCAGCCCACGCCGGUCCGUACCGCCCUCGCCGACCUCCCCGCGAGGCAGUGAAGAGAAUGGGCUUCCCCUGCUAGUCCUGCCGCCCCCUGCUCCCUCGGUGGAUGUGGAAGACGGUGAAUUCCUCUUCGUGGAACCGCUGCCCCCGCCUCUGGAGUUCUCCAACAGCUUCGAGAAGCCAGAGUCGCCCCUCACGCCUGGGCCUCCCCACCCGCUGCCGGACCCACCCACCCCAACCACCCCCUUGCCCCCCGCGCCACCACCUGCUAUUGCUGCCGCGCCUCCCACCCUGGACUCCACGGCAUCCAGCCUGACUUCCUAUGACAGUGAGGUGGCCACACUGACCCAGGGGGCCCCCGUGGCUCCUGGGGACCCCCCUCCGCCAGGCCCGGCGGCCCCGGCGGCCCCGGCUCCCCCGGCCCCACAGCCUGGCCCGGACCCACCGCCGGGCACAGAUUCCGGUAUCGAGGAGGUGGACAGCCGGAGCAGCAGCGACCACCCUCUGGAGACCAUCAGCAGCGCGUCCACCCUGAGCAGCCUCUCUGCCGAAGGCGGUGGCAGCGCCGGAGGUGGUGGUGGCGGCGGGGCCGGGGGCGCCGGUGUGGCCAGUGGGCCAGAGCUUCUGGACACAUACGUGGCCUACCUGGACGGCCAGGCCUUCGGGGGGAGUGGGACUCCCGGCCCACCGUAUCCCCCGCAGCUCAUGACUCCUUCUAAGCUCCGGGGCCGGGCUCUGGGGACCAGUGGAGGCCUGAGGCCCGGCCCUAGUGGGGGACUCCGGGACCCUGUCACUCCCACCAGCCCCACCGUCUCGGUGACAGGGGCUGGAACGGAUGGGCUGCUGGCCCUGAGCGGUUGCACGGGACCCUCAACGGCGGCUAUGGCUGGGGGUCCGGUGGCUAUCGAGCCGGAAGGCCCGCCGGUGCCCUUGCCAUCGGCCUCCUCUCUGCCUCGGAAGCUGCUGCCCUGGGAGGAGGGCCCCGGCCCCCCGCCACCACCCCUGCCCGGGCCCCUGGCCCAGCCUCAGGCCUCAGCCUUGGCCACAGUAAAAGCCAGCAUCAUCAGUGAACUCAGCUCCAAGCUUCAGCAAUUUGGGGGCUCCUCGGCAGCUGGUGGCGCUCUGCCCUGGGCCCGGGGAGGCAGCGGGGGAAGCGGGGACAGCCACCACGGGGGAGCCAGCUACGUCCCUGAGAGGACCGCUUCCCUGCAGCGGCAGAGACUCUCUGAAGACUCCCAGUCCUCGCUCCUCUCCAAACCCGUCAGCAGCCUGUUUCAGAACUGGCCCAAACCACCUCUGCCGCCACUCCCCACAGGAAGCGGGGUCCCCCCUUCAGCCGCCGCAGCUCCAGGGGCCACCUCACCCUCAGCCUCCUCCUCCACGUCUACCCGCCACCUCCAGGGUGUGGAGUUCGAGAUGCGGCCGCCUCUGCUCCGCCGGGCCCCCAGCCCCUCACUGCUGCCCGCCUCGGAGCACAAGGUCAGCCCUGCGCCCAGGCCCUCGUCCCUGCCCAUCCUGCCUUCCGGACCCCUGUAUCCGGGCCUCUUUGACAUCCGCAGCUCCCCAACCGGAGGGGCAGGAGGCUCAGCUGACCCUUUCGCCCCUGUCUUUGUGCCACCACACCCCGGGAUGUCCGGGGGGCUGGGUGGAGCCUUGUCAGGGGCCUCCCGCUCCCUCUCACCAACCCGCCUGCUUUCGCUGCCCCCGGACAAGCCCUUCGGCGCUAAACCUCUGGGGUUCUGGACCAAGUUCGACGUGGCUGAUUGGCUGGAGUGGCUGGGCUUGGCUGAGCACCGAGCACAGUUCCUGGACCACGAGAUCGAUGGCUCCCAUCUGCCCGCCUUGACCAAGGAGGAUUACGUCGAUCUGGGUGUGACCAGGGUGGGCCACCGCAUGAACAUCGACCGGGCUCUCAAAUUUUUCCUGGAGAGGUGAUGGCUGGCCUGGACGGACCAGCCCCGUCCACAGAAGCCUGGAGCCUACUGGCCUCUUGACCUCUGACCCCUGACCGUCAUUCUCUCCCCCUGGGCCAGGGACUCUGCUAGAACUGUGCCCCGCCCUCCUCUCCCAAGGCC
Odobenus rosmarus divergens (Pacific walrus) is the source of this 6654-nucleotide messenger RNA. It is a transcript of the gene SHANK1, whose product is annotated as SH3 and multiple ankyrin repeat domains 1. Bases 14 to 6514 code for a protein of 2166 amino acids. Gene Ontology annotation, cellular component: postsynaptic density; postsynaptic membrane; dendritic spine. The record is from RefSeq and is a predicted model, not a curated record. Lineage: Eukaryota; Metazoa; Chordata; Mammalia; Carnivora; Odobenidae. Gene Ontology annotation, molecular function: ionotropic glutamate receptor binding; synaptic receptor adaptor activity. The transcript is spliced from 23 exons.